AUGACGGGCGACACACAACACGCCACUGCGGGAAGCCCGGCGCCCGCCGAGCGCUCGCUCGUUCCGGGACCCAGUGCGGCGGCCCCAAGCGCGCCGACGCUGUUCAGAGGCAUGCGCUUCCAGGACAGCAAGACGGCGUUCUACGCCGUGCAGGACUACGCGCUCUUUCACAACAAACAGGUGAAAGUCGAUCGGCGCGGCGGCAAACACCGCAAGAUGGUCUGCGCGUCGUCCGCGCCCUGUCCGUUCUUUGUGCGGCUCUACCUGCACAACUCCAAGACAGACAAGACGUGGUACGUCUCGAGCGCAGAGCUCACGCACUCGCGAAGCUGCACGUCCACGGGAAAGCCCACGCAGCGCCAGUUGGUCGAGAGCCUCAGUUUCCAGCAGGCGCUCGCGUCGACGCCGAAUGGAACUGCCGCGCAAUUGCUGCAGCAGCUGCAGGGCAAAGCGAACCUCCGCACAGUGUAUCGGGCCAAGCAGAUGAUGAAACGGGAGCUCGAGGUGCAAGUCGGGCACUCGUUCCGCCAGGUCCCGUCGCUCUUGCAGGCGUUCGUGGACCGGAAUCCAGGCUCGUUUACGCGGCACGACGUCAGCGACGCGCAGAGUGACGUGCCGGGCGCGUUCUCGCGAGCGUUCGUCAGCUGCUCCGUGUUCACCGACGCGACGACGUUCAACCAGCAGAUCUAUGGCCUGGAAGUGCGGCCGUGUCACCACAGGAUAGCCAACUACCACGGCGUGCAGCUCUUUCUACUGGGCAAAGAUGGCAACAUGGGCACGGUGACGAUUGCGGCUGCUUGCUGCGAUGCGCCGUCGAGCGCGAAUUACCGGUGGUUCUUUCGCUGUGUCGAAGCGAGUGGCGUGAACGUGCGCUACUGUCCCGUGUUGUGUACGAUGGAGGCCGAGUUGAUGGCCGUCGAGACUGAGCUGGGGCUCACGCUGCGCUACUGCACCCAGUACGUGAUUGAGCACGAGCUGGCGCAACUCGGGACGUUCAGCCACCACCAUCACGCACUAGUGUGGGGGCUGCAGGGAUCCGAGACCGAGGCCGAGUACAACAGCCGCCUCGAGUGGAUCGGCACGGCCUGCGGUCCGGGCGUGGAGAGCUACCUCCGACAGUUUCCGAUCGAGCGGUGGGUUGUUGCAGGGAACAUUGGCAAGGUAGCAAUGUACGGAUGGCGCAGCCGAACGUUUGGUGAGACGUCAGAGCAGCUGGAACAGCAGGUCGAUGCUGGGCCCGGACCCGGACCCAGUGUCGAAGCUCUGGAGCUUGGAGCGGACGAUAGCGUGGGAAGUACUUGUGGGGUCAGUGCAGCUGCACCUGCAGUGCGUCUCAAGGUCAAUUCCAGGCCUGACGAUGCCAUGAUGGGCCCUAGUGGUGCUGCAUCUGCAGGACCGACUGCUGCGAAGGGACUGGAUCGGUAUCGGGACAUGCUCCCGUUCACAUUCUUCGAGACCAUCAUGGCAUCGUUCAUGCAAGACGCGUUCGAGCGCAGUAUGCUGGCAGCGACGUGGAAGCGGCAGCAGCGGAAAGUAACGCAAGGCGCUCAAGACCUCUACGACGCACAGUACAAGCGCAUUGGCGAGUACAAAGUUGGCCGUGCGUCUGAAACGGUCGCGUUCGUGACGAGAGUGACCAACGACUGUGGUGUCCGGCGUCGCGUGGACUUGCAGGCCAGCACGUGCACGUGUGGCUUUAUCGACCAGUACGCGAUUCCGUGUCGCCACCUCAUUGCUGUACUGCUAUUCUGCGAGCAGAUGGACUCGAUCAUCGAUCGGUUUGCGUCUGGGUACCUCGUGGAGAACUACGUCCUGGCGUUUCGGGGUAAAGUGGUGGAGCUGCCGCUCGAUGUGGCCCUCAGCAAGGACGCUGCUUGUGGCUCGCCAGCCAGCACGGCGCGCUCGCCUCACGCGAAGACGGGCAGUAGCAACGGGACCGAGAAGGACCGCGGCACUGCUCUUUGCUCAGGCGCUAAACGGACCGCACCUGCAACGGACGUGGCGGCCAUAGCCGUGAGCAGCACAACUCCAGCCAUCGACACGGAGCCUGGUCUGACAGUAGAGCGUGUUCGCUUGUGCAAGAAAUGCCGCGGCCCUGGCCACAACUCGCGGAGCUGCUCAGUGACAGCGUAA
This is a messenger RNA of Hyaloperonospora brassicae, 2133 nucleotides long. The record is from the annotation of a GenBank genome assembly. NCBI's taxonomy places the organism in Eukaryota, Oomycota, Peronosporomycetes, Peronosporales, Peronosporaceae.